CGAAAGGAAACGGUUAUGGCGCCCAUGCUGGACAGGCUAACGGAGGAAACGCUCACCUCGGAGCCACCGGUAAACCAACGAAGGGCAACGGACAACCAACCUAUGGAGCAGGUCAGGGCCUCGGUGUCAACCAGGGCCCCCAGCUGGCUGGGAACCCCAUGACAGGAGGUUAUGGAGCUCAGCCCAGCAGAGGUCCUGCAAAGACUGCUGGAUACCAAAGGGCCGGUUCAGCGCUAGGAGCUGGGUUCCUCCCAGGAGGGAUGAAGGGGCCAAAGCCAGCUGGUUAUGGGUCUCAGAACGGUCAAGGUGCCAAACCAAACGGCUACCAGCCAGCUGCUGCUGUGCCUAAUGGCUAUGGAGCCCGGUUCAACGGUUAUGGUGCGCAUGCAGGACCAACUAAUGGACAAGGAACCAAAGGAAACGGUUAUGGUGCCCAAGCAGGAACAGCUAAUGGACAAGGAACCAAAGGAAACGGUUUGUAG
Gadus chalcogrammus (walleye pollock) is the source of this 482-nucleotide messenger RNA. RefSeq lists its product as uncharacterized. The coding region runs from base 159 to 482 and encodes 107 amino acids. The record is from RefSeq and is a predicted model, not a curated record. The transcript is spliced from 10 exons. Lineage: Eukaryota; Metazoa; Chordata; Actinopteri; Gadiformes; Gadidae.